AUGUGGGCAGUCGACAGCGGUGCGACGCAUCACAUCUGCAACGACAAGGCCAAGUUUGCAAGCCUGAAUGAGCGAGAUGAAGGCGAACUAUCAGUGGCUGAUGGCAGCAAGGCUGCGAUCAAGUAUGUGGGAACCAUCAUGGAACGGGUGGUUCUGCCCAAUGGUGACGAACGCGACAUCGAGAUCAAGGACGCACUGUUCGUACCAAGUAUGAGCAAGAAUCUGCUUUCGGUGCCACAGAUCAACAAGGGUGGCAGGUUCCAAGUCGUGUUCGAUGGUUCCAAGAUGCAAGUGAAGCGCAAUAAUUCUACACAAGUCGUGGCAACAGCGGAUCUCGUCGAUGGACUUUACUGGCUGCGGACUCCUCAACGAUCGGCGAAUGCAGCAACACGCAAUGGGACUAUCGACUUGCAUGCGCGCAUGGGUCAUGCACCCCUCGAAUUUCUACGCAAGAUGGUGGCCACCGGCAUGAUCAAGGACGCCAAGGCACCUCUUAACUCGACUGGUCCAAGUGUGUGUCGCAGUUGCCAGCAAGGAAAGAUGGUCCAAAAACCAUUCCCAACCAACCGUGACAAACGCCAAUAUGGUGUGUUCGAGUUGCUUCACUUCGACAUCUGCGGGCCAAAGGAACAAGUCUCGAUCGGCGGCAGCAGAUACUAA
Molecule: messenger RNA, 660 nt
Organism: Peronospora matthiolae
Lineage: Eukaryota; Oomycota; Peronosporomycetes; Peronosporales; Peronosporaceae
Source: the annotation of a GenBank genome assembly